Molecule: messenger RNA, 4591 nt
Organism: Cherax quadricarinatus
Lineage: Eukaryota; Metazoa; Arthropoda; Malacostraca; Decapoda; Parastacidae
Product: zwei Ig domain protein zig-8
Biological process (GO): synapse organization
Cellular component (GO): neuron projection membrane
Source: RefSeq, a predicted model, not a curated record
GCGGCCCGCCAGUGUCCGCUACGAUCCCGGCUAGUUGGGAUGUGUUGAGUUGAGCUUCUUGCUGCUCGUUCCAGUGAUACUCAGUGUUGCAACAGUGUCAGUCUUGCCAGAUCCUCUCUCUCCCAUAUAAGCAAAUAGCAAUCAUUUCUCCAAAAAUAAUAUAUGUGCAUUAUUCUGUGAGUUAGUGGGGGGGAGGGAAAUAAGUGAAAUCAUAAAAUGGAUUCUUUCGUUUACUGGUGGGAAUGAUUUGGAGUCGCAGAGAAUUGUUAAAGAUCAUGUAGGCGAAGUUCAUCUGUUGUGAGGUGACCCAGAUUGGUCGAACACAAGAUGAAAUCCCUAACAAUCGUACUGCUAGACGCCAUCCUUGUGGCUUCCUUCGUUGAGGACUCAGUUACGGCCGGGAAGCGAGCGGAGUGGCAGCCUCGCAGGACGAAGGGCGCCCUUGAGACACACAGGUUUAAUACAGGCACGUGGACGCCAGACCCCCGCCUCCUGCUGGGGGAGUACGAGGAGGAGACUCCAAUAAGAGACACCAACGCUUACUUCAUGACCGAUAACAACACUGUUAUCACCGUACAGGUGGGAACCACAGCAGCUCUCAGGUGCCAAGUCUUCGAUGUUGCUGACCAUGAGACGGUAUCGUGGAUCAGACGGAGGGAUCACCAUAUCAUCACCGUGGGAUCCAAUACCUAUUCUAACGACGAACGCUUCCAGGUUACCUAUUCUGAAAAGACACAGGACUGGACGUUACACGUACGAUACGCCCAGACGCACGACGCGGGCGUAUACGAGUGCCAACUCUCCGCACAUCCACCCAUAGCUGUUUUCACUACCCUUAAUGUUAUCGAGGCGGUGGCAGAGAUCGGUGGAGGGUCGGAACGGUACGUACAAAUCGGCAGCUCCGUCCAACUCACCUGUACACUCAAGUACUUCACCGAGCCACCCACGUACGUCUUCUGGUACCACGCCGAGCACAUGGUCAACUACGACUCAAACAACCGGAUAACGGUAGCGAACGGUAUUAGCGAGAGUGAGUUGAGGAUCUCGCAAGUGACGAAAGCGGACAGUGGCAACUACACCUGCCAGCCUGCCAACGCCCGCCCCGCCUCCGUCUCUCUCCACAUAAUUACAGGCGAGACUCCGGCAGCCAUGCAGCGGGCUAGUGCCACUGAGGUACAAUACCGCCUCAGCAUAACGCUGAUAUCUUCCCUUUUGGCACUGGUUGCUUUGUAGGCAGUGCCAGGGACGCCGCCAUAUUCCUAAAACUUGAGUUUGUAUCCCGUGUCAUUCCUUCCUUUUGCCAGCACGCCUCCAGAUGCCCUCGGCUGCAACACUGCAGCCCAAACACUGCCCGUUGUCAGCCUUGACCGGGAGUCAGAUGACGACUUGGGCAACUAAUUCAGAGACAGCUGCCGUGGCGACUCACUCUACGCGGCAGAUAUCGACAAAACAUGGAUGGAAUGGCAACGAACAAUACUAUACAGCGUGUACUUCCAUGACGUUGAUUCAACUUGAAAAACAUCCGCCAGGUCUGUGAUUCACUAAGAGCGAAUGAGGCUGUAAAUACAUUUUUUCUAUGUGAUGGAUGUGUAAGAGAUGGCAGUAACAGCACCAUUCUGUACAAUAGUGACGUUAAACACAUCCUUUGAAAAGUGUAAUACAGUGAAUUAUCACUGUAAGGCACUGGAAACACUGGCAGAAAUGAACAGCAGCAGUCUGAAGAGGUUGUCUAAGAAAACAGUAUGACUUAAGUUCGAUGUUUUGUCUGUUUUAAGGGUAAACAGACUUCAGUGUUACCUAAUGAAGAAAAUCUUAUAAAUAUUUUUUCAGGGAAAAUCAUUUGAAGUGUUUAGUGCGUACCUGAGAUAAGCAAGAAAUACUGGGCCUAUUGUUUGCUCGACUGUGUCUAAAACGGCGAAUUAGUGUAAAAUAACUUUUAAGGCUUAGACACAGGAUCAAAUACUUUUGUCAUUGUUACAUUGCUGGGUUCUAUUGGUCUGUCUUGCCAUCGGAAACCUAAACGUUAUUGAAAUUUCCCGCACUAUCAAACGUGUAUAUGAAAUUGGUAGUGUUUUCCAGCCAACAAAAUGUGUCAAAAGUGUUUAACAAAAAAAUUGUAUAACACUUUUCAUCAUGGUGUUGAUUGCAGUGUUGCUGCUUUUCUGGUCGUUGUGAAGUGAUGCUGUGAGUGUACCAGUGGCCACAGUGGCGUGGUGGUGCAGGUGCCACACUAUUGGUGUUACAUGUUAUUGGCCGCGUUCUCAGCUGAUCCCAGCGAGUGGACUAAACGCGUCGUCGCGUCGUGAGGCAUUGAGCUGCCUCACCCUUAAACCAGUUAAUAUAUUGCGUAUCAAAUGAAUAACUAUGCUACUGAGUGCACAAGACACUCUACCAGACUCGCCCAUCUUGCUGAGUGCAAAAAACUAAAACAGAAUUAACAAAAAUGUUGCCUUUGAAGUGCACUAUAUUUUGACAUAACCAAAUUCUACAUAAGAAAAUGAUCAGACAUUCGCAACAAAUCCUCAGUCUGGAGGAAACUUUUGACGACAUUUAGGUCCUUCCAUAACUAUUACUGACUUCAUAAUCGUACAGGAUCGAUCGAGACGUCGGCUGAAGCUUCAUCUCCAGGUUGUAGAUUACUUGUUAACUGUUCCUGUUACGGUAUUGUGACUUUUAUUCUUCUUGUACUGACAUUUCAUUGCCCGUCGCUGUGAUCAGUGAUCAACUACGUUCUGAGAUUCAGACUUCGUUAAAUUUUCUGAAAUUAGAUUCCAGUCAUACUUUUCCCAGCGAACAGUAUUAGAUAAAUCAUAUAUAUGAGAAAACAUAUUUAAGUCCAUAGUUAAAAUACACCCACACACACUGAAGUUAGGACAGGUUAAUAAUGUCAAAUUGUUAUGAAAGCCAAUUUGGAGAGGGAGAAUGUAGGAAUGUCUGAUACUGGAGUUUACCUGAGACGCCAGAAGGUCCACAGGUGUAUAGCAGGUUGCAGUUAGUUUGGCUACUGAGAACCCAGCCUAUCUUCUUUCUUCCUGUUUACCACUCUCAUAAGACGAACAAAAAUAGUAUAAUUCCUUACACGUAGCCAUCCAUAUUAUUUUUAAGAAUUUAUUAAGUUGACAGAUAAAAAGAUGUAAAUGUUGAACAAUGAGUAAAGUUUUUUUCACUUCUCACCUUAAAUGCGAAAGACAAAAUUAUGUGAAAUGGUACUUGGGCAUCAGAAAUGUGGUUUUAAUACUAGUUACUUAAACAACUAUUCAAAGGGCAUACUGCCUGUAAUAGUGAAGAAUUUACCCACACUGCAAAACAAGCUCUGAGUUAAGCUUUAUCAAGUUAUGACUUGAUAAAGCCAUAAGCAGAACGAAACGUUGUCUUACUAAAAGUAUGUUCUGCAACGGCUUCUUUUCCCUUUCUCCUCGUCCACUUCUCUCUUCACUAUACGCUCCUCCCACAGAAUGAGCCUCGCUAGUGGCAGCCCUUGUCGUAUAUUUGAUGUAUGUGAUGUAUCUGAUUUCAGGCGUGUCCCUCCGCGCGUGUGGAUGCAUCUACCAGCUUUACUCUUUAUUUCCUUUAUACUUACACAUCUCUCCUCUUUCCUUCACCCUAUGUCGGCUGUUUUCUAUCUCGAAUAUUUAUUUUUCAAGCUUCUUAAUUGUUAAUCUUUCCUCUCAGCUUCUUUCUCGUUCUCUAGUCUCUAUCACUCUGUUAUCUGUAAGUUUCUAUGUGGACCAGGACUAGAUUAAUAUACAGGUUACUGUAAUGAGCUCAGAAGUAUGUUAGUGAGCAGUAAAGUAUUUAUAAACGGCAGCUAAGAACGCAGAGCAGCUUCACGAAGGUUAGGUAGGAUACUAGUUUUCCAGUCCUGUGUUGAAUGAAGCUUGUUAGUUGAGAACAAUUUAAGAGGAGGAUGGUCCAGGGGCUGUGAAUCGACCCUUCGAGAUACAAGGUGAGAGCUAAAACACACACACACGCAUACACACACAUACACACAUACACACGCAUAUACACAGUUCGUUGUUAACCAUAUUAGACUUGACUCCUCUGAAUUUUAGUGACAUUAAUGGUUUAAAUAGUAAAAGAUUACGUGUAAAAUACUGCUGAAGGGAGUCUCGUGAAGCCUGCUGAAGGGAGUCUCGUGAAGCCUCGUUCUUUAAAUUGAGAGUUUUUAAAAGCAAAUUUCUGUGAUAUAUAUGAAAAGACAAAGUAAAGAUAAAGUAAAAUAAAAAUAAAUCUUAUUUUUUUCCCAACCCAAAGCUGUGUGACUCUUGUGGGUUUACAGCUUAGUUUUGAUUGUAAUAAUUCCAACCCGUAAUGAAAGGCGUAAGAAAUAACAAGUGGAAAAAGGGGAAACUAAAUCAGACGACAAUAAAAAAAUAGCCAUUGAAAUUUGUCGGCGAAAAAAAAGGUUAAAAAUCAGAUAAAAAAUGUAAAAAGUUUUGAAAAACGAAUUUUUAACAUGAAAAGAUCAAGGCUGUUAAAUAAAGUUUUUACGGGAAUUAGGAUAUUAUGCACGUGGCGCUUCGGAUGUUACGUCAUCUAUAUCUAUCUAUCUAUCUAUCUAUCUAUCUAUCUAUAUAUAUAUAUAUAUAUA